AUGACUUCCCGUGUCACAGUUCAACAGGUUAUGGGCCGCACUUCGGCUUAUAUUAAUCUUACUUCCUCUGAAAAACUCACUCCUCUCAACUAUCAUGUCUGGGCUACCAAAAUUCUUUUGGGUCUUCGUGCUAUGAAUAAUGGUGUCCACCUUUAUGUCGAAGCUGGUACUGUCAAUCCAGCUGCCAAUGAAUCCCUCGAAGACCUCACCGCCUCGCUUGAUACCGUCGUCCAUGAUGUCAUCCUCAACAAUAUUUCUCCUGAGUUGAUCGAACAUGUUAAUGAUGUGGCCAUUAGAGGCCGUGACCUCUGGCUUUAUCUUCAUCAGGAGUAUAGUCAACUUCAACCCGCCGAUGUCAUCUCACUUAUGAAAUCCCUCUAUGCUGGCAAUAUUGAUGUUGGUCCAAAGUUUGUUUCUUCUGUUCGUUCAUAUGUUGCUACAUGGCGUUCCAUCUACCAAUCAUUGUCGCCUGAUUCGGUUGUGGCCUUCAACGCUUUGGCCUCAAUGGGUCCCAAUUGUGAGCGCUUCAUCCAGUACGCCUUGGAGCACCGCUUUGAUAGUAACAACAAUACUGACAACCUUGAUAUCAACAACUUCAUCCGGAACACUGAUAAAUGGGCCAAGUUGUUGAAGAUUACUGGACCUCCAGCUACUCUUUCGACUGAAGCGCUGCUCGCCAAGAUAAUAAGGAUGACAAAGGAAUCUAAGGAGGCUAAAACCUCAAGAGGUUGGUUUGCUGAGACUAUUGAUGAAUUUUCUGAGAUAGUUGAUGAUGAUCCAUUUGUGAGUUCCGCUUUUGUGUCCGAGACAUCUGUUGUUUCUGAAAAGUUUGGUAACAGUUGCUCCGAGUCGUUUGAUGAUUUGGAAUCCGAACUUUUUGAUUCUUCUGAGCCGUGUGUCGGCGAUGAAGAUUGUUUUGUUGGUCAAGUUUCUGAGUAUUGUUCAAACUCAGGACUUGAUAUUGAUUCAGUUGGUAAACCGUUUGUUGGUUCCACUGAUGAUUCUUGUUUUAUUUCUGAACCGUAUGUCGGUUCUACUGUUGUUUGUUUGGAGUCUGAACCGUGUGUCAGUUCAGCUCCUAUUUGUUUUGAUUCUGAAUCGUUGGUCGAUUCGGAUAUUGUUCCUUUUGAUUCUGAACCGUUGGUCGGUUCUUCUUUUAUUUCUUGUUCUGAUUCUAAACCGUUGGUCGGUUCUGAUGAUGAUAUUGUCUUACCUUCUUUUGAUUUUUUGGUGGAUUCAAUUACUGAACCUUCUCCACCUAAUGUUAAACCUAUUGUUACACCAAAAUCCCGUUUUUCUCCAUUCUUUUACUUAUCUUUUGUUACCAUCAUGUUGUUUUCCUUGAUUUUAAUUGUCGUCUGGCAUCCUUCUUCAAUCUUGGAUUUAAGUCAUUCAGUACAUCACGUUUUUGUUGCUGAAUCUACUACUUCUGCUGAGGCCAACUUAGUUGUUGGGUCUGAUUCUUUUGACUUUAUCCAUGAUACUGGUGCUACCAGUCACAUUUGCAAUAACAUCUCAUAUUUUUCUUCUCUUCGUCCCACUUCGGCUACCAUUCGUGGUCUUGGUUCUGCUACUGCUGAGGGGGUUGGCGACAUUGUCGUUGAUCUUCUUGGUAAAGAUGACCAGCCUUGUGACCGCGUUGUUCUUCGAGAUGUUUUAUAUGUUCCUAAGAUUCCUCGCAAUUUAUUUGCUGCUCGUCGAGCUACUGCUGGUGGUUGUAGGUUCAUUCAAGACCUUAACCAUAUUUCUGCUGUCGAAAAUGGCAAAACUCGAGUCCACGCCAUUGCCAUGGGUGACUUGUACUUUUGUCGUUUCCGAGUUGUUUUGCCUUCCAAGCCAGUCCAUGAGGUGUUUGCUGUUGAGUCGUCUGCCAAUCUUUGGCACAAGCGACUUGGUCACGCCAGUGUGGACGUUCUCAAGAAAUUAUCUAAGUCACUUUCUGUCAAGCCUACUCAUUUUGAGGUUGUGGAUAGUCAUAAGUGUGACGCUUGCUUGGGUGGCAAAGCCACAGCAUUGCCAUUUAAUGGUACCACAGAAAAAGCUAGUCGUCCUUUGGAAUUAUUUGUUUCUGAUUUGAGCGGUCCUCAUGUCGCUACCCCUGUGGGUCAUCGUUAUGUCUUAACCAUUAUGGAUUAUUAUUCCAGGUACUCUUAUGUGGAGUUGUUGGUUAGGAAAAGUGAUGCAAGUCUUGCCAUUCGUAAUUUUAUUGCUAGGUACCUGGAGCAGUUCUUUGUGUCUAAGGGUAUCAAGCAUACUUAUACAGUUCCUCAUACUCCUCAACAAAAUGGUGUUGCUGAGCGAUUGAAUCGCACAUUAUUUGUGUUGAGCAUGCAAUGUUGUCGCAGACUAGUGCAAUUGAUAAUGCACGUUAUGGGCCGCACUUCGGCUUAUAUUAAUCUUACUUCCUCUGAAAAACUCACUCCUCUCAACUAUCAUGUCUGGGCUACCAAAAUUCUUUUGGGUCUUCGUGCUAUGAAUAAUGGUGUCCACCUUUAUGUCGAAGCUGGUACUGUCAAUCCAGCUGCUAAUGAAUCCCUUGAAGACCUCACCGCCUCGCUUGAUACCGUCGUCCAUGAUGUCAUCCUCAACAACAUUUCUCCUGAGUUGAUCGAACAUGUUAAUGAUGUGGCCAUUAGAGGCCGUGACCUCUGGCUUUAUCUUCAUCAGGAGUAUAGUCAACUUCAACCCGCCGAUGUCAUCUCACUUAUGAAAUCCCUCUAUGCUGGCAAUAUUGAUGUUGGUCCAAAGUUUGUUUCUUCUGUUCGUUCAUAUGUUGCUACAUGGCGUUCCAUCUACCAAUCAUUGUCGCCUGAUUCGGUUGUGGCCUUCAACGCUUUGGCCUCAAUGGGUCCCAAUUGUGAGCGCUUCAUCCAGUACGCCUUGGAGCACCGCUUUGAUAGUAACAACAAUACUGACAACCUUGAUAUCAACAACUUCAUCCGGAACACUGAUAAAUGGGCCAAGUUGUUGAAGAUUACUGGACCUCCAGCUACUCUUUCGACUGAAGCGUUCGUUGCUUCAUCAAAGAAGUACAAUAACAAAUCUAAGGGUGAUGGUAUUAAAUGUUUCCGUUGUAAGAGGCGUGGUCAUACUUCCAACAAUUGUCAUGUCUCUUGGGAAGAGGUUCAGGCUGCUCGCCAAGAUAAUAAGGAUGACAAGGAAUCUAAGGAGGCUAAAACCUCAAGAGGUUGGUUUGCUGAGACUAUUGAUGAAUUUUCUGAGAUAGUUGAUGAUGAUCCAUUUGUGAGUUCCGCUUUUGUGUCCGAGACAUCUGUUGUUUCUGAAAAGUUUGGUAACAGUUGCUCCGAGUCGUUUGAUGAUUUGGAAUCCGAACUUUUUGAUUCUUCUGAGCCGUGUGUCGGCGAUGAAGAUUGUUUUGUUGGUCAAGUUUCUGAGUAUUGUUCAAACUCAGGACUUGAUAUUGAUUCAGUUGGUAAACCGUUUGUUAGUUCCACUGAUGAUUCUUGUUUUAAUUCUGAACCGUAUGUCGGUUCUACUGUUGUUUGUUUGGAGUCUGAACCGUGUGUCAGUUCAGCUCCUAUUUGUUUUGAUUCUGAACCGUUGGUCGGUUCUUCUUUUAUUUUUUGUUCUGAUUCUAAACCGUUGGUCGGUUCUGAUGAUGAUAUUGCCUUACCUUCUUUUGAUUUUUUGGUGGAUUCAAUUACUGAACCUUCUCCGCCUAUUGUUAAACCUAUUGUUACACCAAAAUCCCGUUUUUCUCCAUUCUUUUACUUAUCUUUUGUUACCAUCAUGUUGUUUUCCUUGAUUUUAAUUGUCGUCUGGCAUCCUUCUUCAAUCUUGAAUUUAAGUCAUUCAGUCCAUCACGUUUUUGUUGCUGAAUCUACUACUUCUGCUGAGGCCAACUUAGUUGUUGGGUCUGAUUCUUUUGACUUUAUCCAUGAUACCGGUGCUACCAGUCACAUUUGCAAUAACAUCUCAUAUUUUUCUUCUCUUCGUCCCACUUCGGCUACCAUUCGUGGUCUUGGUUCUGCUACUGCUGAGGGGGUUGGCGACAUUGUCGUUGAUCUUCUUGGUAAAGAUGACCAGCCUUGUGACCGCGUUGUUCUUCGAGAUGUUUUAUAUGUUCCUAAGAUUCCUCGCAAUUUAUUUGCUGCUCGUCGAGCUACUGCUGGUGGUUGUCGGUUCAUUCAAGACCUUAACCAUAUUUCUGCUGUCGAAAAUGGCAAAACUCGAGUCCACGCCAUUGCCAUGGGUGACUUGUACUUUUGUCGUUUCCGAGUUGUUUUGCCUUCCAAGCCUGUCCAUGAGGUGUUUGCUGUUGAGUCGUCUGCCAAUCUUUGGCACAAGCGACUUGGUCACGCCAGUGUGGACGUUCUCAAGAAAUUAUCUAAGUCACUUUCUGUCAAGCCUACUCAUUUUGAGGUUGUGGAUAGUCAUAAGUGUGACGCUUGCUUGGGUGGCAAAGCCACAGCAUUGCCAUUUAAUGGUACCACAGAAAAAGCUAGUCGUCCUUUGGAGUUAUUUGUUUCUGAUUUAAGCGGUCCUCAUGUCGCUACCCCUGUGGGUCAUCGUUAUGUCUUAACCAUUAUGGAUUAUUAUUCCAGGUACUCUUAUGUGGAGUUGUUGGUUAGGAAAAGUGAUGCAAGUCUUGCCAUUCGUAACUUUAUUGCUAGGUGUGAAUCUUAUUUUUCUGGUGAUUCUGCUGGUGAUCGAGUUGCAUAUUUUCAUUCUGAUAAUGGCGGCGAAUACAUUUCCAAAGACCUGGAGCAGUUCUUUGUGUCUAAGGGUAUCAAGCAUACUUAUACAGUUCCUCAUACUCCUCAGCAAAAUGGUGUUGCUGAGCGAUUGAAUCGCACAUUAUUUGAAAAAGCCAAGUCUAUGCUUUUAUAUGCUCAUGCUCCUGAAUACUUAUGGGGUGAAGCUGUCAAGUCUGCUAAUUAUAUUAGGAACCGUCUUCCUAGUCGUACCACUGGUGGUGUUGCACCUCUUCAACUUUGGACUGGUAAACCUCCUAGUUAUCACCAUAUGAAGGUAUUUGGUUGUCAAGCUACAGUUGUUCUUCCUGGUGCUAAAAGAGAAUCUAAGUUAAGUUCAAAUACUGAAGCUGGUGUUUUUGUUGGGUAUUCUUUGGAUCGUACAGCUUAUCGAGUUCUUCUUGAUUCAAGCAUUGUUGAAGCCAGGAGUGUUUACUUUGAUGAGUCCAAGUUUCCAUUUAUGAAAAGUGAUAAGGACUUGUCUAUUAAUGGUACUGGUGUUGGGUUUAGUGUUGGGUCUAGUAUUGGUUCUGGUUCAGGGUCCAUGUCAGGACCUUGUUUUGAUUCUAAGGGGACUGGUUUAGGAUCUAAUGUUAGGGUUAAUUCUAUUGCUAGUUCUGAUUCAAGUUCUGGUUCUAGUUUUGGGUCUCAUAGAUCUUUACCAGCAUCCUCAUCUGGUUCUGGUUCUAUUUGUGCGUUACCGUCUCCGUCUCCGUCUUCUUCUCCGUUUCAUUCUCCGUCGCCGCCUCCUUCUUCUUCUUCUUCUAUUAUUGUUCAUAAGCCUCGUUCUGUUCGUCGCAUUUUGUCUACACCUUCUGCUCCUCUUGAGUCUCCUACUCUUCCUUCUAUUGCUUCAGUUCCAUCUCUUCCUAGUUCUCCUAUUCUUCCACCUUCAGAUCAUGAUGUCUCUAUCUCUCCUGACUCUAGUCCUAUUAUUUCUUCUUCGGAAUAUAUUCCUUCACAAUUAGACUUAUCUGAAGCUGGUCCAUCUAUUAAUGAAUCUGAUAUUUCAGGUGAUUCUGGGAUCUCGCAACGAGGGGGUGAUAUUGGGUUUCAACCGUCUAUCAUUGCUUCGUCUCCCACUCCACCACCUUCUGUUGAAUUGGAAGUAGUGCCACUUAGUCAAGAAUCUCCUUCGUCUGAUCUUGUUAAUUCUCUUGACCAAGCUGGUGUUAGUGUUGUCACUAAGGAUGAUACUCAAGCUGUUUUGCCUAAAUCUCGAUCUCGUGUUGUUGCUGUUCGUUUACCUUCUAUAACUCCUGCCAAACGCCCGAGUUCUGAUGACAUUGUUUCACCUCCUUCUAAACACCUUUGUGAAAAUUCUUUGAAACAAUCUCCAGUGUCUGCAACACCUGCAAAACGUCCAGCUGAAGAAGAGUGUAUUUCUUAUCGUCGUCUCAAAUCUCUCCGCUUUGAGAAAGCUAUGUCUAGUGAAGAAGCUGAGUUUUGGCUUGAAGCCUGUGUUAUUGAAAUGUCGUCUCUUAAACGCAAUGGUACUUGGGAAUUGGUUGAUCUCCCACCUGGUCGCAAGGCUAUCAAUAGCAAAUGGGUGUUUAAAGUUAAGCGCAAAGCUGACGGUUCAAUUGAACGUUACAAAGCUCGUCUCGUGUGUAUUGGAUUUUCGCAAGUUGAAGGUAUUGAUUAUACUGAAACUUUUGCUCCUGUUGUUCGUUACGAGACUGUGAGGAUUGUUCUUGCUAUUGCUGCUCAGUUUGGGUUCCAGGUUCAUCAUAUGGAUGUCGAGACUGCAUUUCUUAAUGGUGAUCUCAAAGAAGAUAUUUAUAUGAGACAACCUAAAGGCUUUGUUGUCAAAGGUCAGGAAUCUAAAGUGUGUCAUUUGAAGAAGUCUUUAUAUGGUUUAAAGCAAGCUCCUUUGUGUUGGAAUGAGAAGAUUCAUGGUGCUCUUGUCAAACUUGGGUUUAUUCGUAAUGAAAGUGACUACGGUGUGUAUACCAAAGGAUCUGGGUCUACCAUGGUCAUUAUUGCACUGUAUGUUGAUGAUUUACUUAUUUCUGGCAAUUCUUCUGAAGUCAUUGCCAAAACCAAGUCGUCUUUGUCAUCUAUGUUUAAGAUGAAAGACUUGGGCCCAGUCGAGCAGUUCCUUGGCAUGAGAGUUAAGCAGUCACCUUACCAUAUUACUGUGGAUGUUUCACGUUAUAUUUUUGACAUGUUGGAGGAGUUUGGUAUGCAGAAUUGUUCAAGUGUCAAGACUCCUUUACCCACUCGUGAUCUUUCUGAUUUUUCCGAGUCUGACUCUGCUACCGAUGCCUCCAUGUAUCGCAGUAUUAUUGGAAAGCUGAUUUAUGCUGCUAAUUGUGCUCGUCCUGAUCUUGCUGUUGCUGUUAGCUUUCUUUGUCGAUAUAUGCAGAGUCCUAAGUCUAUUCAUAUGGAAGCUGCUAAGCAUACUCUUCGUUAUCUUAAGGGUACUGCUGAACUUGGUCUUGAAUAUCGAGCUCAGAAAGUCUACAAGCUUGUUGGUUAUAGUGAUGCCGACUAUGCACAGGACAAGCAGGACCGUAAGUCAUUUACUGGGUAUGUUUUCAUUCUGUCUGGUGGUCCCAUUACUUGGGCUUGUCGAAAGCAAGUUAGUCCUGCAUCGUCCAGCGUCGAGUCUGAGUAUAUGUCAUUGUCUGAUGCGUCUAAGGAAUGCUUCUGGAUUAAUCAGUUGUUGUCCCUUUGCAAGAUUCCUGUUCCGUUGCCAGUGACUAUGUUUGAGGACAAUCAGGGAUGUAUUGCUUUGGCUCAGAACCCAGUGUUUCAUCGUCGCACCAAGCAUAUUGAUGUUCGGUAUCAUGUUGUCCGUCACUAUAUUCGCAGUGGAGUGAUUCAUCUGGAGUAUCUUGAUACUCAAGUGAUGUUGGCAGAUAUGUUUACUAAGAAUCUUGGUCGUGUGAAGUUUGAGACAUUGAGGGGACUACUUGGUAUGAAGGCAGUAGGUGAUUCUGCGACAAGGGGAGGUGUUGAGCAUGCAAUGUUGUCGCAGACUAGUGCAAUUGAUAAUGCACGUGAGUUUGGGUGGGAAACUAUGGUUGACAAUCUAUGUUUAUUUUAG
This is a messenger RNA of Magnusiomyces paraingens, 7767 nucleotides long. RefSeq lists its product as uncharacterized. The record is from RefSeq and is a predicted model, not a curated record. The transcript has 5 exons. NCBI's taxonomy places the organism in Eukaryota, Fungi, Ascomycota, Dipodascomycetes, Dipodascales, Dipodascaceae. Gene Ontology annotation, biological process: DNA integration. Gene Ontology annotation, molecular function: zinc ion binding; nucleic acid binding. The coding region runs from base 1 to 7767 and encodes 2588 amino acids.